Molecule: messenger RNA, 480 nt
Organism: Chondrus crispus (carragheen)
Lineage: Eukaryota; Rhodophyta; Florideophyceae; Gigartinales; Gigartinaceae
Exons: 1
Coding region: 1-480 (159 amino acids)
Source: RefSeq, a predicted model, not a curated record
AUGUGGAGGAGCACUUCGAGGUGGAAGAGGAGGUGCACGAGGAGGGCAGUGAGCACGAGGAUGCCGAAGAGCAUGAGGACGGCUUGCACACCCCGUCAGAUGGGGGCCAUGGCGAGGAUGACGCCGCUAGCUCGUAUGCGGACGCCGCGGAUGUGGCUGAGGGGGAGGUUGAUAUUGACGAGCAUGAGGCAGACAAGGCUAGCGGCGAGGGCGAAGACGCUGCAGAAGCCACCGCCCACCCCGGGGACAAGGGAGCUAGAGUUGAUUCCAAGGGAGACGUUGGACAGACGGCAGAAAAGGCGGAUGAGGCUGAGGCUGAGGCUGAGGCUGAGGCAGAUAAUGAUACACAGAGCAAUCUCUUCAGUAAUCAAGCGGCGGUACAAGCUGCAUUUGAAGUGGAAACCGCUAUUCAAUCUGAUUCCGUUGAUGGACUCGCAAAGACCGCCGUGGAUACCGGCGCAAAAGAAAAGCGUCUGUUAA